AGUUCUCAGACCGUCCAUUUAGCUUAAGGUGGUCUAACGGAAGAAAACCACAGCUGAAGACAGGCUGUCACGUUUUGGUUUUUUUUAUUUGGGGGGAUCCACUGUGCCAUUUAUAUAUUAUUUAAUAUCUAAACAAAAAUGAUACGUCACAAAACAUUUGGAUUUCUUCUUAUUUGUCUAACUACGCUGUUGGGCUUAAGUAAACAACAGGUUAAGGCCGAUCUAUUUCCGUUGUCAAUUAUACAUAUUAAUGAUUUUCACGCCAGGUUUGAAGCCACCGAUACUUCGGGCGGUACAUGUGAUGAUAAUGAAGUUUGUAUAGGCGGUUAUGCUCGCACUGUUUAUACAGUUAAGCGUCUCUUGGAAGAACAAAAGGAUACGAACGCAGUUUAUUUUAAUGCUGGUGAUAGUUUUCAAGGUACUUUGUGGUACAAUAUUGGACGCUGGAAUGUAACCAGUCAGUUUUUGAAUAUGUUACCAGCUGAUGCAAUGACACUGGGUAAUCACGAAUUCGAUCAUGGCGUAGAAGGCGUUGUCCCCUUUUUAGAGUCACUUAACACCACUAUGCUCGUAGCUAAUAUGGAUUCUACAAAUGAACCUGAAAUGACUGGAAAAUAUCAAAAAUCUAUGAUUAUUGAGAGAAGUAAUCGUAAAAUCGGUGUUAUAGGUGUAAUUUUGGAAACAACUUAUGAUUUAGCCAAUACUGGUAAUUUAAUAUUUCGCAAUGAAAGUGUAACUAUUGUAGAGGAGGCGGAGAAACUUAAGUCCCAAGGUGCCAAUAUUAUUAUUGUUAUCUCCCAUUGUGGCUAUGAAGUUGAUAAACUGAUUGCCGAACAUGCCGGUGCAGAAAUUGAUGUUAUUGUUGGUUCUCAUUCGCAUACGUUCCUCUAUACCGGAGAUAAUCCUCCAGGACCUGAUAAACCAAAGGGUGAUUAUCCAACACAAGUUACUCAUGCCUCUGGUCACCGUGUUCUAAUUGUACAAGCUGGUGCUUAUGCUAAAUAUGUUGGCAAUUUAACGGUUUAUUUCGAUGACGAUGGCAAUGUUGUUGAUUUUGAAGGUGCUCCCAUUUAUAUGUCUAAUAGUGUGCCGGAAGACGUGGAAGUAGUGGAUGCCUUACAGCCAUGGAAAGUUGAAAUUGAUGCAAAAGGUAAAGUUGUAGUGGGAGAAACUUUGGUUGAUUUAGUAAAAUAUCCCUGCAGCAGCGAGGAAUGCAAUUUAGGAAAUUACUUCUGUGAUGCCAUGGUUCAUGCAUAUUUGCAUUUGGCUCCAUAUGAAGACAAAGCUUGGACUCAAGUACCCAUUGGUUUAGUUAAUACAGGUGCUUUAAGAGUUCCUCUAUAUCGUGGAAAUCUUACCUAUUCCCACAUUGUUGCCAUGUCGCCGUUUGAAAACAUAUUAACUGCUUUCGAUUUGCCCGGUGAACGUUUAUUGGAAGCUUUAGAAUUUGGCGCUAGUAAAAUUGAUUAUGACAAGGGGGAAAAUAGCUCCUAUAUCUUUCUACAGGUAUCAGGUUUAAAAGUAACGUAUGACUUUAAAAAGCCCAUGUAUGAACGUGUUGUUGACAUGAAAGUACGCUGUGGUAAUUGUUCCUAUCCACGUUAUGAACCUUUCGAUAUAAACGCAACAUAUCGUAUUGUAGCUCCAAAUUUCCUACAAGAUGGUGGUGAUGGUUACUAUAUGUUCCGUGAUUAUGGUACUAAUGUACAGCCUUACAUUACCGAUUUGGAUGCCCUUUUAAUGUACACCGAAAAUAUUACACCAAUUGUUACCGGCGUUGAGGGCCGAAUUAAAGUACUUUAAUAGAAACUGAUGAGCAUAUGUUAAAGUAAAUUAUAAUUUUUAAAGUACUUAUAAUAAUUUUGUACUUAAUAAUAAAUAACAGUAUUUUUUAUAUAAACAUA
Molecule: messenger RNA, 1904 nt
Organism: Lucilia sericata (common green bottle fly)
Lineage: Eukaryota; Metazoa; Arthropoda; Insecta; Diptera; Calliphoridae
Product: apyrase
Exons: 8
Coding region: 139-1803 (554 amino acids)
Biological process (GO): AMP catabolic process
Cellular component (GO): plasma membrane
Molecular function (GO): metal ion binding; nucleotide binding; 5'-nucleotidase activity
Source: RefSeq, a predicted model, not a curated record